AUGAAAUCAAAUAGUAAAACAAAGAAACCUCCUCGUUUUUACUUUUGGCGAAAGACAUUGUCGUUAUCUGAUCUCGAUGUUCCUCGAAAUUCGAAAAUAGCCAUUGACGCUCUUCGUACAUUGAGUCUGAUACCCACCUUCCUGGGAUUCCUCUACAACAGCAGGCAAGCUUUACAGGUGCCUUUACGUGAUGCUGGUGGUGCUGUGAUACUGCAAAGCUCUCAGGUAGAUUACGUAGUUGCAAAUUUCUGGUGUGCUUUAGCUGGCUAUUGGAAUUGGAUCUUAACAACGAGUAUGAUGAGACGCUGGAUAUUCCACUACGAAAUGAGUAGCGCCAUUGUCAGAUUAAUCACCUUCAUCGUCAUCACUUGGUCCAUCUCUGCCUGGGUCACGUCUCGCAACGGACCUGAUCAACCCAUUCGUACCUGGAUAAUCAACUGUUUCAUUUUAUUAAUCACAGACAUCAUACGGCUAUCAGUUGUAUCGGACCCAAAAUACCAUGGAAAGGCUGCCAAUGUCAAGGAUCCCAACCUGUUCCUGAAGUUGACCGUGAUGAAAGUCUUGAUCUUUCCCAUGUUUGUUGCUACAUGCUUGUCUGUGUUCGCAGUGUUGCGCCAAAUUGAUCAAUUGCAAUAUACCACGAGCCAAUUAAUGGUAGGUGAUGCUACAUUGGACAACCAGCUUCGAUACUCAGAAACCACCACAUCGGCUGUGUCCGUACUCAUUCUCAUUAUAUCAUCUUGGUCACAAGCAUCAUAUGAAAGGCGCCAAAUGUUGAGAAAAUCGGCUCUUCGACUAUUGUCACCACACAGCGAUCGCAUCUCAGUCCAGUAUAGAUUCGUAAUUGGACAGCCACCAUCGGCCAGCCAUCAGCUCCAUGGCGACGACAUACGAAAGGAAUCAGGCAUCUAUCAUGAUUUACUGAUGGUCAAGUCAUCCGAUGUGGAAUCAGACAAGAGUAGAAAAGUGUUUGAAGCGAUGCGAUGGGCAAAGCAUAUGGGACACGACUACAUUGUGAAAUCUGAUGACAAUGUGUUUGUGCGUUGGGACACUAUUCUGCAAGAAUUGGAUGCAUUAGGGCCUAGAUUGUUCUACUGGAAAGGCUUCACUUAUCGCAAUAUACCCGUCCAUUCAAUGCCUGAUGCAAAGAGUCUGCAAAUUGACUAUGGAUUACCCGUCUUACCUGCUUAUACCCACAGCAUGCUUUAUCUAUUUUCCAGAGACAUGCUGGAUCUUAUUGUAUAUCCCAAUUCACCUAGAAAAUUCAUACACGGAGAUGGAGAGAACAUUGCUAUCUGGCUGUUUGGUUUCAGCAUUCAGCCCAUCCACGACAGACGGAUUCAAGACGGAGACAAUGUGUGCGAAAAUGACAUGAUUGGAAAGAGGAUGAAUGUAUUGUCGGAUAUGUAUAAAAUCAUGUGCAAUGUGCUAUAA
Molecule: messenger RNA, 1434 nt
Organism: Mucor velutinosus
Lineage: Eukaryota; Fungi; Mucoromycota; Mucoromycetes; Mucorales; Mucoraceae
Exons: 3
Coding region: 1-1434 (477 amino acids)
Biological process (GO): cellular response to oxidative stress
Cellular component (GO): endoplasmic reticulum membrane; Golgi membrane
Molecular function (GO): hexosyltransferase activity
Source: RefSeq, a predicted model, not a curated record